Molecule: messenger RNA, 1866 nt
Organism: Cyclopterus lumpus (lumpfish)
Lineage: Eukaryota; Metazoa; Chordata; Actinopteri; Perciformes; Cyclopteridae
Gene: lrrc34
Product: leucine rich repeat containing 34
Exons: 11
Coding region: 260-1540 (426 amino acids)
Molecular function (GO): protein binding
Source: RefSeq, a predicted model, not a curated record
AUUGCGGCGCAUCGCGCGCGUGAAUGCGCCGUUAUUUAUCCGGCACAAAGUAAAAUAAAAGCAACGGGGAAGAAAAGUACCUUCUAAUAUCCGCGAUCUUCAGCCAUUAUCCCGUGACGUCGGGGGGGGGGGUUCUCGCGAGACUUCGUUCUAGUGGAGAGAGUUGGGUUGGUCAAGAUGAACACCGCCCCGGAAAACGGACGAGAGUGAGACGCCAUCUUCCCUUGUUGCCACAGAAACUCCUCGAAACUCCACCAAUAUGUCGGAGUUUUACGCCGCUUUCUGCGCGGAACAAAUGAUAGAAAUAAACCCACACGUUUUACAAGCUUUGGAGAAGGCGACGGCCACGAAUAGUGUCACAAUAAAGCUGCCAGGAAACCACCAUCUGAGAGACGCUCAGCGACUCCAUGACAAAGACGUUCUCGCUCUCUCAAAGUGUCUGAGGGACAACAAGAGGGUGACAGCUCUUGAUGUCGGGUACAAUAACAUAACCGACGAAGGGGUUGGACACCUAGUUGACCUCCUCCAGUUUAUCUUUCCGUGUUCCCCCGAGCAGGAGGACGGCUCGUCUCUGCGCUCUCUGGACUUGACGUUCAACGACAUCCGGAGCGACGGAGCUGAAGUUCUCGCCAAGAGUCUGCAGCGUAACAGCACCUUGCUCUCUCUCAGACUGUCCAACAAUAAGAUAGAGAACAGAGGAGCGAUGCACCUGGCCCGCAUGCUGCAGGUGAACAGCACCCUGAGGGAGCUGGAGCUGGCUGCCUGCGACCUGGACACUCAGAGCGUCAUUGCGUUCGCCAUCGUCCUGACGCGCAACCAGACUCUCCGCUCGGUCGACAUCAGCCGGCCGCUGCUCUUCGGCCUCCAGGAGGAGUGGGCGGUGCACGUGGCAGAGAUGCUGGCGGUGAACGGCAGCCUGGUGGAGCUCCACCUGGGGAAGAUGGGGAUGACCGACACAGGGAUGGAGAGGCUGACCAGAGGCCUGCGGCUCAACGGCAGCCUGCGCUACCUGGACCUCCGCGGUAACCGCGUGACUCGCGACGGCGUGCGCCAUCUAGCCGACCUGCUGAAGCAGAACCCGACCUUGGAGGUCGUAGAUCUGACGUCCAAUCGGAUCGAAGAUAAAGGCGCCGCGUACCUGAGCGAGGCUGUCGCCUGGCCGAGCUGCGCCCUGAGAGAGCUGUCUGUCCGCAGUAACAACAUCAGGACGGAGGGUCUGCUGUCUUUGGCUCGGGCGUUGACGGCCAACACAACGCUGGACCACCUUUACGUCUGGGGGAACCACCUGGAGGAGCCCGUCUGUCAGGCCUUCAGGGAGCUGAUCGACGGCGGCCGGCUGCGUCCGGAGCAGACGGACGUCAGCGCGUACGAGGUGGACGGCCAGGUGUUCCUCGCCGAGGCCCCAGGUGGUUUGAGGAGACGCUACGACUCCACCGCCGCGCCGCCCACUGAGAGCCGGACACUCGUUUCCCUGCAGUCCUGCUGUGCUUCAGAACCUCGUCGUCACUUGUGCACAAAUGUGUCAAAUAUACUAAAAUAAAACAAUGCAAUUAAACCAAAAAAAGAACUCUCAAACUAAAUUUAUAUUUUAUUAAUAUUUAAAUAUUCAGUGCACAGAUUUUAAGGGUGUGAAAGACACCUGUGAAUGCCAAGUGUCAGUGUUCAUCACAUAUUUUAUAAAAACCGGAUCGCUCUAUCGUGAUCUUUAUAAAAUUAUAUAUUUUUUCAGAAUAACUAAAAACUAUUGAGAUGAGCUCAUAGAAGACGGCAACCCGAUGCUUCAUGUGUUAAAGCUGCAUUCUCUCUCCUGACCACCAGGGGGCGACUCCUCUGGUUGUAUAGAAGUCUAUGCUUCAUGUGUUAAAG